AUGCCCCGAUGCCCCGCGGGGACCAUGGACGAGGGGCCCGUGGACCUGCGCACCCGGCCCAAGGCCACCGGACCCCCGGGCGCCGCGCUGCCGCUCCGCAAGCGCCCUCUGCGCGCGCCCUCCCCGGAGCCUGCCGCCCCGCGCGGCGCUGUGGGCCCCGUCGUCCCCCCGGAUCCCCUCCGCGGUGGCUCCGACACACCGGCUGUGCCCGCGCCCCCUCACGGCCUGGCGCGGCCAGAGGCAAUUUACUACCAGGGACCUUUACUCUCCCUGUACCCCACCCCGACCAUGGGCUCCCCCUUUCCUCUGCUGAACUUGCCUACACCUCUGUACCCCAUGGUGUGCUCCAUGGAACACCCCCUGUCAGCUGACAUCGCCAUGGCCACGCGAGCUGAUGAGGAUGGAGACACGCCACUCCACAUUGCCGUGGUGCAGGGCAAUCUGCCGGCUGUGCAUCGCCUUGUCAACCUCUUCCAGCACGGCGGCCGGGAACUGGAUAUCUACAACAACCUCCGGCAGACACCGCUACACUUGGCUGUGAUCACCACCUUGCCGUCUGUGGUCCGGCUCCUGGUGAUGGCCGGUGCCAGCCCCAUGGCACUGGACCGCCACGGUCAGACGGCAGCCCACCUGGCGUGCGAGCACCGCAGCCCCGCCUGCCUGCGGGCCUUGCUGGACAGUGCGGCCGGGGGUACCAUGGAUCUAGAGGCCCGCAAUUACGAUGGGCUCACCGCCCUGCACGUAGCGGUGAACACCGAGUGCCAAGAAGCGGUGCUGCUCUUGUUGGAGCACGGCGCGGACAUCGACGCGGUGGACAUUAAGAGCGGCCGCUCCCCACUCAUCCACGCCGUGGAAAACAACAGCCUGAGCAUGGUCCAGCUGCUGCUACAGCACGGCGCCAACGUGAACGCGCAGAUGUACUCUGGCAGCUCCGCGUUGCACUCGGCGUCCGGCCGCGGGCUCCUCCCGCUCGUGCGCACGCUGGUCCGCAGCGGCGCAGACAGCGGCCUCAAGAACUGCCACAACGACACGCCGCUCAUGGUGGCGCGUAGCCGCCGGGUCAUCGACAUCCUGAGAGGCAAGGCCACACGGCCUGCUCCGGCAUCCCAGCCAGAGCCCUCCCCGGACCGGAGCGCCACCACCUCCCCUGAGAGCAGCAGCCGCCUCAGCUCCAAUGGUCUUCUGUCAGCAUCACCACCCUCCUCGCCCUCCCAGUCUCCCCCCAAGGACCCUUCUGGAUUCCCCAUGGCUCCCCCCAGUUUCUUCCUUCCUCCCUCAUCUCCACCGACCUUCCUGCCCUAUGCCGGAGUCCUCCGAGCCCCUGGCCGGCCGGUGCCCCCCUCCCCAGCUCCAGGAGGUAGCUGA
Molecule: messenger RNA, 1365 nt
Organism: Rangifer tarandus platyrhynchus (Svalbard reindeer)
Lineage: Eukaryota; Metazoa; Chordata; Mammalia; Artiodactyla; Cervidae
Source: the annotation of a GenBank genome assembly